CUCCGCAGCGUCCGUUCGGGAGGAGAGUUCGCGGCUGCUCUCGGGAUGCCUUGCAGAUGCAAAAUGUGUCUCUGGCCAGCAGGAGGAAGGAAGAGGAAGUGAGAGCAGCGACAGCCGGCAGCGCAGCAGCCGGCCGACCCAGAGUGUAAGUGCGUGUGUUUGGGCGAGCGGGAGCGGGCGAGGAUGGGCACGGGAUAGAGGCAGAGCCACCCACACCGCCGCAGCCCGGAGCUGGGCAACAGAGCCUCGGAUUUUCCCUUCAAUGGUCGCGGGUCGUCAGAGCUCUAAUAGCCAGGAGCUCCCGUCGCUGCCGCCGCUGUCCUGCGACCCCGGGCAGGUGUAGACACGUGUGGCCGUCCACGCCGUAGGAUCCUCAGUUCCGAGGGCUUUGGACAGUCUUGGGGUUCACAAUGCCGCCACCCGCGGACAUCGUCAAGGUGGCCAUAGAAUGGCCGGGAGCCUACCCCAAGCUCAUGGAAAUCGAUCAGAAAAAGCCACUGUCUGCAAUAAUAAAGGAAGUCUGUGAUGGGUGGUCUCUUGCCAACCAUGAAUAUUUUGCACUGCAACAUGCUGAUAGUUCAAACUUCUACAUCACAGAAAAGAAUCGCAAUGAAAUAAAGAAUGGCACUAUCCUUCGGUUAACUACAUCUCCAGCUCAAAAUGCCCAGCAGCUCCAUGAACGAAUCCAGUCGUCAAGCAUGGACGCCAAACUGGAGGCCCUGAAGGACCUGGCCAGCCUCUCCCGGGAUGUCACCUUUGCCCAGGAGUUUAUAAACCUGGACGGCAUCUCUCUCCUCACCCAGAUGGUUGAAAGCGGCACUGAACGAUACCAGAAAUUGCAGAAGAUUAUGAAGCCUUGCUUUGGAGACAUGCUGUCCUUCACCCUGACGGCCUUUGUGGAGCUGAUGGACCAUGGCAUUGUGUCGUGGGAUACAUUUUCGGUGGCRUUUAUUAAGAAGAUAGCAAGCUUUGUGAACAAGUCAGCCAUAGACAUCUCAAUCCUGCAACGGUCCUUGGCCAUCUUGGAGUCAAUGGUGCUCAAUAGCCAUGACCUCUACCAGAAGGUGGCACAGGAGAUCACUAUUGGCCAACUCAUUCCUCAUCUUCAAGGAACAGACCAGGAAAUCCAAACCUAUACCAUCGCUGUGAUCAAUGCACUUUUCCUGAAGGCCCCUGAUGAAAGAAGGCAGGAGAUGGCGAAUAUUUUGGCUCAGAAGCAGCUGCGCUCCAUCAUUCUAACACAUGUCAUCCGAGCGCAGCGAGCCAUUAACAAUGAGAUGGCGCACCAGCUCUAUGUUCUCCAAGUGCUCACCUUUAACCUCCUGGAAGACAGGAUGAUGACCAAGAUGGACCCCCAGGACCAGGCUCAAAGAGACAUCAUAUUUGAACUUCGAAGAAUUGCUUUUGAUGCCGAGUCUGAGCCUAACAACAGCAGCGGCAGCAUGGAGAAGCGCAAGUCCAUGUACACUCGGGAUUAUAAAAAACUUGGCUUCAUUAACCAUGUCAACCCUGCCAUGGACUUUACUCAGACUCCUCCUGGAAUGUUGGCUUUGGACAAUAUGCUCUACUUUGCUAAGCACCAUCAGGAUGCAUACAUCCGGAUCGUGCUGGAGAACAGUAGCCGAGAAGAUAAGCAUGAGUGUCCCUUUGGCCGCAGUAGUAUAGAGCUGACCAAGAUGCUGUGUGAGAUAUUGAAAGUGGGCGAGCUGCCUAGUGAGACCUGCAAUGACUUCCACCCGAUGUUCUUCACCCACGACAGAUCCUUUGAGGAGUUUUUCUGCAUCUGUAUCCAGCUCCUGAAUAAGACAUGGAAGGAAAUGAGGGCAACUUCUGAAGACUUCAACAAGGUAAUGCAGGUGGUGAAGGAGCAGGUUAUGAGAGCACUUACAACCAAGCCUAGCUCCCUGGACCAGUUCAAGAGCAAACUACAGAACCUGAGCUACACCGAGAUCCUGAAAAUCCGACAGUCUGAGAGGAUGAACCAGGAAGAUUUCCAAUCCCGCCCGAUUUUGGAACUAAAGGAGAAGAUCCAGCCAGAAAUCUUAGAGCUGAUCAAACAACAACGCCUGAACCGUCUGGUGGAAGGGACCUGCUUUAGGAAACUCAAUGCCCGGCGGAGGCAAGACAAGUUUUGGUAUUGUCGGCUUUCUCCAAAUCACAAGGUCCUACAUUAUGGAGACUUGGAAGAAAGCCCUCAGGGAGAAGUGCCCCAUGAUUCCUUGCAGGACAAAUUGCCGGUGGCAGAUAUCAAAGCUGUGGUGACGGGAAAGGACUGUCCUCACAUGAAAGAGAAAGGUGCCCUUAAACAAAACAAGGAGGUGCUUGAACUUGCUUUCUCCAUCUUGUAUGACUCAAACUGCCAACUGAACUUCAUUGCUCCUGACAAGCAUGAGUACUGUAUCUGGACGGACGGGCUGAAUGCGCUGCUUGGGAAAGACAUGAUGAGCGACCUGACACGGAAUGACCUGGACACCCUGCUCAGCAUGGAAAUAAAGCUCCGCCUCCUGGACCUGGAAAACAUCCAGAUCCCUGACGCACCUCCACCCAUCCCCAAGGAGCCCAGCAACUACGACUUUGUCUAUGACUGUAACUGAAGUGGCUGGGCCCAGACAAGCCCCCACACCUCCCAAACUGGAAAAUCUAGCUAACAGGAGAGAGGAACGAAAACAUAACUCGUGCUUUGGAAUCAUCUUUUGGUAAAGGGAAGCUGCAGGUCACCCUCUCUUUGGCGUCACCUCUAACCCAAAAUUUUUUGGCCCCUUCCACCUCCUUGGAUCUGUUUCUGGACGCGCUGCUUUAGAUCUCUGCCCAUUGCUGCAGUUCACUUGGUGGGACAAUAGCCAAAAGCCACUGCUAGCAAGAGAGCCAUCGGGCAUUUCCAUCCUAAUCCCUGGCAGGCAAACUCCUUCCUUCCUAGAGUAGGAAAGCCAGCAGCCCCAGACCUCAAGGAAUGAAUACCCCAUGGCCUGUGCCUGGAAGAAAUGGCACAGCUACCUGAUGGGAAGACAGACGCCAUGCUCUCCUUUCCCUUCUCUCGAGGGUCAGCUCAUGUCACUGGGUUCAUUUGAGUUGAGAUCUGCUUUGGGAUCUCUCUCCCCGUCUCCUGACUUGGCCUUGCCCUUGUCCUCUUGGGUCCCAAGGGCAGCACCAGUAUUCUCAUAGUAAGCCUCGCCAGCACUGGGUCUCCCAAACAGCCCACAGAGCCCACGCCCACUCCGCAUCUGCACUGUGACCGUGACCAACCACCCGCUGCCCUCUGCGCUAGCUAGUCUUGGGCUUCCUCUCCCUGCCCCAGCCCAGACCUGCCUUCCUCAUUUCCACACAUGCUCCCAACCUCUUAGCUGAAAGCACAAAUGAAAUCAGUAGUCACACUCCAUCUCUAAUAGACUAAACCUAAAUGCCUCUAUGACGGGCUGUCACUAUCCGAGGGUUUCGUGUCACCUUCUCCUGGGGAACCUGCUGCAACACAGGUUUUCCAUGGGAUGGUCAAGCUGUCAGA
Messenger RNA from Urocitellus parryii (Arctic ground squirrel), 3499 nucleotides. It is a transcript of the gene Elmo1, whose product is annotated as engulfment and cell motility 1. Gene Ontology annotation, cellular component: guanyl-nucleotide exchange factor complex; plasma membrane. Gene Ontology annotation, biological process: actin filament organization; cell motility. NCBI's taxonomy places the organism in Eukaryota, Metazoa, Chordata, Mammalia, Rodentia, Sciuridae. The record is from RefSeq and is a predicted model, not a curated record.